Molecule: messenger RNA, 6177 nt
Organism: Austrofundulus limnaeus
Lineage: Eukaryota; Metazoa; Chordata; Actinopteri; Cyprinodontiformes; Rivulidae
Product: rho GTPase-activating protein 23
Exons: 24
Coding region: 521-5059 (1512 amino acids)
Biological process (GO): signal transduction
Molecular function (GO): protein binding
Source: RefSeq, a predicted model, not a curated record
AUAAUAAUGGAUGACUGACAGAUCAUUGUUGGGAUGUUUAGUUAAUGGAUGAUUGACAGAUCAGUGUUGGGGAUGUUUAGUUAAUGGAUGAUUGACAGAUCAGUGUUGAGGGUGUUUAGUUAAUGGAUGAUUGACAGAUCAGUGUUGGGGAUGUUUAGUUAAUGGAUGAUUGACAGAUCAAUGUUGGGGAUGUUUAGUUAAUGGAUGAUUGACAGAUCAGUGUUGGGAUGUUUAGUUAAUGGAUGAUUGACAGAUCAGUGUUGGGGAUGUUUAGUUAAUGGAUGAUUGACAGAUCAGCGGUGGACAUCUAUGGUUAAGAGGGUGACAAUUGUGGCUAUUGAUAUAAUCAGUAUCUGAUAAACUGACUGCAGUGCAUCAGAAUUUGUUUUAUUAAUUUACACUGAAUCGUCACAUCUGGCCACAAUGCAGCUUUGGAACCUGAAGCAAUGCAGUCUUCGAGGUGUCUUAGUGUUUCUUUAAAGCACAGGACAGUACGAGUUCAUAUGAAUGUGGAGAUGCUAUGUUGAAGGUGUCGGGUCUUGCACCGGCUCCAUCAGGCCAUGAAUGGCAGUUUCAGUGUUCUGUUGGGGUGGACUGUAUCAACGCUGAACCUUGCUGUAUUUGGCUGGCUGUUUUAAGAGGUGUCUCACCUUGUACUUCUCCUCGUCCAACACCUCUUUCAUCACCCAGAAGACGUGGCUCCAGGAGGCUCAUACACCGUCAUCGCUUGUCUUGGGCUAAAGGCCAGAGAGAUGGCAUGGUGGCGUCCAGCAGGAAUCGGCGCCGGCCUCUGUCCAUGGGUGAGCUGGAAGGUGUGUCGUGGCAGGGCCCACGAACCAUUUUUCUCCAAAAAAAUUCACAAGGAUUUGGCUUCACUUUGCGACAUUUCAUCGUCUACCCACCGGAGUCGACUCUCCACAGCCUGAAGGAUGAAGAGAACGGUAAUCCAUCUGGAAAAGGUUGUCAGCGAUCUCACUUAGAGCCAAUGGACACCAUUUUUGUGAAGAGUGUGAAAGAAAAUGGCCCUGCUCAUCAAGCUGGACUGUGCACAGGAGACAGACUGGUGAAGGUUAAUGGUGAGAGUGUUCUGGGUAAAACCUACUCUCAGGUCAUUGCACUCAUCCAGAACAGUGAAAACAGUUUGGAGCUGUCUAUUAUGCCAAAAGAUGAAGAUGUGUUGCAGUUGGUAAGUGCGUACUCCCAGGAUGCCUACCUGAAAGGCAACGAACCGUACACUGGUGAAGUCCAGAACCUCCCAGAGCCCCCGCCUCUCUGUUACACUUCCAUCAAGCCUGGCUCCGCCCCCCACAGUCUCCUGGACAACUGCAGAACCAGCACCACCUCACCACUGGACAACCGGCCCCUUGCUGCCCCCACACCCACAUCUGGCUCACCCAGAGCUCUGGAGGAGUCCAGCAGCCAGCGGAGUUCAUCCAAGCAGCACCGAGGCCGGUCGUCAUCAGCCCUCAGCGCGCUCCAGUUUCACUUUGCAAACCACAACGCUGCCAUUGCUUCUGCAUCUCUGCCUCCACCUGGGAGGAGCAGCCUGCCGGCCUGCGCACGCUCCCACAGCGACGCCCUGUGCCACCAGGCUCUGACAGACUGGUACUACAGCCAGGCAGACGCUGCAGAAUGCAUGUCCCCCCGCCAACACAGUAUAUCUCAGGAAUACUUAUCCGAGCUGGGCCUGGGCUUAGCACUUGGUCCCAGACACUCAGCUGCCCCCAAAACCUCCACAAAGCAACACCAAAGAGACAAGCUCCUGCAGCGCCACCAGUCUGAUUCCUACAGGCUGGGAGACCGGACUGAUGGAUCAGGUCCCCAUGAUUCCUACAGACUGGGAGACUGGACUGAUGGAUCAGGUCCUGGCAGCAGACUGUGCUCACAGAGUCUGCUGGCUGCGUACUCUGAGUACGAGCACAACUACGGUAGGUCUGUGGAAACACUGGCUGAAGCUUCGGCUCUGGUCUCACAACACUAUGAUCACACUGUGCAAACCCCCCAAAGGACCAAAUUCAGUGAGCAGAACGAGCAGAGAGACUCAGGAGCACCUCCACACCCAGCUGCAGACACAGCCUCAGGCCGGCAGUCUGGUCAGCAGGUGGCCGAGCCCCAAACCAGGAGACUAAAAGACCAGGAACUAGUGGGCUAUAAAAGCUACAGUCCUUCUUUCUCCCGCAGAGCAGGACACGUCCUCCAGCAGGCCCAGUCCUUCAGAGAGCCCACCUACAGUGGGCCUCACCUCAGCUGGAACACCAGCAGUGAUGUGGAGGUAACACCCCGUCCCCGGUCCACCCCGGCUCGUCCCGCCUCAGAGGAGGAGCAGGUCCGGCUCAGAGAGGACAGAGUCUUCAGUCAGAAAGUGGUCCUGAGGCAGACGCUGCCUGCUGACAGCCGGAGAGCAGCUCAGUCCGUGCAGCAGCCACACUACACCAUGCCUGCUGGGUCACCGGAGCUGCCCGGCUGGACCCCACCAUCUGGAACCUCACCGCUUCCCACUGCCACGGGCCGCCGGGCCAAUGGUGGUCUGGCACAGCAUGCUCUGGACUCGCUAGCAUCAAUUCCUUUCAUAGAUGAACCCAGCAGUCCUAACACUAACCGUCAGGCCUGCUCUGUAGUGUCCAGUCCCCAGGCCUCCACUGUGUCCACCCUCACCUCUACCUUUGUGUCCCCCACCCUCUCCAUGUCCCCCUUUGUCCAACGUGGCUCUCAGGACUGCAGCAGCAUUAAAAGCCGCCGCUCUUCUUAUCUACUCGCCAUCACCACUGAGAGGUCCAUGUCCUGCGACGAGGGCCUCAACACUUUCAGGGAGGAAGGCCGAGUCUUCUCGAAACUACCAAAAAGGGUCAAGAGCUUUUUCACUGACAGGUCUCUGGAGAGUCUACGGGAUCAGGAGGAAGCCCGCUCCAAGCGCCACUCCACCUCUGAGCUGGGGACCACGGCAGUCAGUGACGUUCGCAGGGAAGGCUGGCUGCACUACAAACAAAUCCUUACAGAGAAGGGAAAGAAACUUGGUGGCAGCAUGCGUCUGUGGAAACGCGUCUUCGCUGUGCUCCAUCACCACUCGCUCUUUCUUUACAAAGACAAGCGAGAGGCUGUGCUCCACGGUGCAGGGGCAGGGCCCUGCCUGGAUGAACAUCCACCAAUCAGCAUCUGGGGCUGCCUGAUUGACAUCGCCUACAGUGAAACCAAGAGAAAGCACACGCUGAGGCUGACCACGCAGGACUUCUGCGAGUACCUGCUGCAGGCCGAGGACAGAGACGACAUGCUGGCCUGGAUCAGGGUCAUCAGAGAGGGCAGCAAAACCGAUAACGAGGAGGUUGGAUUCUCCAGGCAAGCUCUCAUCAACAAGAAGCUGAAGGACUACAGGAAGCAAAGCCUGACAGGAAACAAGCCAGAUUCAUCCACAAGAGGCCAUCGCAUGAUCCCGCCCUUCCUUCUGGUGAAAACUGACAACACGCUGAUGAACAGAGCCUUGAGAUCUGAGGACAAGGCACUGUGGGGCAUCAACAUCAUGAAGAAGAACAAGAAAGCAGACAGUCCUAAAGCCUUUGGAGUCAGACUGGAGGACUGUCAGCCAGCUGUUCACCAUAAAUUCGUCCCUCUGAUAGUGGAGAUGUGUUGUGGUGUUGUGGAAGCCAUUGGUCUGGAGUACACUGGUAUUUACCGUGUACCAGGGAACAACGCCAUGGUGUCCAACCUACAGGAGCACCUCAACAAGGGCAUGGACAUUAACUCUGCAGAGGAGAGGUGCCAGGAUCUGAACGUGAUCAGCAGCCUGCUCAAAUCCUUCUUUAGAAAGCUGCCAGAGCCUCUGUUUACUGAUGACAAGUACAGUGAGUUUAUUGAUGCCAACCGAAUCGAGGAUUCAGAGGACCGACUAAAGACCAUGAAGAAACUGCUCCACGACCUCCCAGAUCACUAUUAUCACACCCUGAGGUUCCUGGUGGGCCACCUGAAGAGAGUGGCCGACCACUCUGAGAAGAACAAGAUGGAGCCACGAAAUCUAGCUUUGGUUUUUGGUCCCACGUUGGUGAGGACAUCAGAGGACAACAUGAUUGACAUGGUCACUCACAUGCCUGAUCGAUACAAGAUAGUGGAGACCCUCAUCGUCCAUCACGACUGGUUCUUCAGUGACGGACAGCUUCAGAGGGACGGGACGACACCCGAGGACAAGCAGAGCCUGCAGCCUGAACCCAACAUUGAUCAUCUGCUGACCAACAUCGGCAGGCCAGGCAUGCCUGGGGACACAUCAGCAGAUUCCACCAGCAGCAGCGCUUCAGUUAAGCCAAAGAUUGCUUCUGGCUCCAGAAGAGAUUUAAAUGCCAGGGACUUUCUACCCAAGCUGCUCAUCUCUGCUGUGACCCGCAAACGUAAAAAAAGCCUCAGCGCCCACCUGGCAGGCAGCAGCGCUGACGAAGACUCUGAGCACGAGCCCAUCAAGACCACCAGCUACGAUGGAGAGGAAGGAGGAGGGGAGGAGGCAGGAGGAGGGGGGGAUGCGGGGGUCCACACCUGUUCUAAAAAAGAGAAGAGGCAGGAGCAUGUGCUGCCAGCUGCAGACCCUGCUGAGGCCAGUGCAGCAGACACACAACCACACACCCUGAACUCAAGACCCCCACCUGCCACUAACACCCCGUCCCAUCUAAGACCCGCUCGCCCCACCAUCCCUUUAUGGAUCUCCCCCAGAAGACCCCCCACCCUGCACCGGGCCUCAGGCUCUCCCAGCACCCAGCAGCCAGACUGGAGCCAGGCUGCCCCGGUCCACUACAGGAAGACCAGGCUGAGGGCCACUUCCAUGAACCUGGACCUGGACCUGGGCCUGAGUGAGGACAGGGUCAGAGGCUGGAGAUCCGACAGGGUGCAGGUGAUCCAGGUGAGUGAAGGACCGCCUCCUCAGCGUGGUCCAGCUCAGCCAGCAGAACCUCUCCCUCUGUCCUCGUCUCCAGGAUGGUUGGGCUCAGGGUCCCAGGGUCUGUAUUCUGUGGUGCUGAGGAGGUCUGCACGUGACCCACGAGACCAGAGCCGAGUGUGGCGCCGGCACACCGUGGUCGUUUAGUCAAUGAGGACACGUCACAGCCUCUGCAGCCAGGUUCUGUCAUGACGGGGGAUCAGACCCCCCACCAUAGAGAUGUGCUCUAACUACAAAACUACCAGAACCAUCCAGGACGUGCUGGGCUGGCUGCCUCUGCACCUCAGUGUUAACCAACAGGACGUUUUCCUCAACGAUGAAUGAAAAACCCCUCAGAGCAGGUCUUCAGGGGGUGAUUACUCCUGACUGAAGCAGGUCCUCCUGCACAGGAAAUAACAACAAACAAACAAAAACAAUGCAACCAGAACUAGAGAAUUUGCAUUUCCGGCGAAAAUGCUAGUGUGAAUGCCUCUUCCUGAUAACUUUAGCUCAAGAACAGCUAAGAAACAAACUGAUGAUGUCACUGAAGAUGUCACAGCUGCACAGACAGCAGUAAACUCUCAAGCAACAGAUUGUGCAGCUGUGACAUCAUCAAUUCCAGCUUUGACAUCAUCAAUUCCAGCUAUGACAUCAUCAUAACCAAAAUUGUUUUUUGCAGAAAAAGCUGAAUAUCUCAAAAAGUUUAAAAGGUAUCCAUACCAAGAGAUACAGCACACAUCUCCUGACCGAGCUGAACGUUUUGAUGUAUAAAUUGUGGAAAUUGCACAAAAACUGCGGAACGAGAAAGAGUCCAAAAAAACAUACGGAAGAAACAGGAAGUUUAAUAAAGAAUAAAGAGAAACAUGAAAACAACAGUGGGAAUGCUGGAGGCAUUCACACAAUGAAGAAGUUUCACAUCCAGUCCAGUGUGCUUUCUCAGUUUAAAAAGUGUGGAGCUCCCAGCUUUCCCCUGCAUGAGCCUCAGCUGGUGCAUCUAAACUCACCUGUAGAGGGCUCACUGCCCUCCCACCUGAGGGCUGUUACAGGUCAGGGCAGUUCUGCCUCUAUAAAAACACAUGGCUCUGUUGGCUGUCCUACAUUUCUUUGUUGUGUAAAUUAUAACCAAAGUAUCUGUAAAAUGAAUACUUGUGUUAAAAUAUACAAGUUGCUAAAGCUGGCUUAUGUGGCACAGAAAACAGAAGCAAUAGCUUCCAAAACAACCAGGAGACACAGCAGCUAACAUUGUCGAUUUCACAAAACAAUAAAUAAAUAAAUAAAUAAAUAAA